GGCGCCAGUAAUUCUCGCAUGCGCAGUUUACUGACCUUCUCCGUGCGGCCUCGUCCUGCUGCAGACGAGGACCUUGAGUUGUGUUGUGAACUGUCAAACUCGUUUUGGUUACUAAAAGUCGCACCAUGCCCGGUGUGGUUGAGAUUCCGACGUUGCAGGAACUGAACGUCGAAGAGGUUAAUGUGUCGUCAGCCGUACUGAAGGCAGCUGCUCAUCACUAUGGCUCUCAAUGUGACAAGGCCAACAAAGAGUUCAUGCUGUGCCGCUGGGAGGAGAAGGACCCCAGAAAGUGUUUGAAAGAAGGGAUGAAAGUCAAUGAAUGUGCACUCAACUUCUUCAGGCAGAUAAAGGGGAACUGUGCAGAGUCCUUCACAGAUUACUGGACCUGUCUGGAUUACUCUAACCUGGCUGAGCUUCGCCACUGCCGCAAGCAGCAGCAGGAGUUUGAUAACUGUGUGCUGGAGAAGCUGGGCUGGGAGAGGCCAGAGCUGGGAGACCUUUCCAAAGUGACCAAGGUGGCAACCUCUCGGCCCUUGCCUGAAAACCCCUACCUUUCAAGACAAAGACCUGAACCCAAUACUCCAAUUCAGGCUGAGCUACAGCCAUCCAAGCACGGCAGCCGCUUGUUCUUCUGGAGCUGGUAAAGAGGGGCAGUCGCUGUCCUAUUAAUAUCAUGUUCACCAUCUACGUGCUUCUGACCAGACGAGAGACAGUGUGCCAGUGGUGGCGCUGUAGUCCUUAUGUGUUGUGUAGAAAUGUUAAUAAAUUUUGUUCAUUCAAACCAUGUUAUCGAAUUAAAAAUUUAAUUUAAACUUG
Molecule: messenger RNA, 816 nt
Organism: Onychostoma macrolepis
Lineage: Eukaryota; Metazoa; Chordata; Actinopteri; Cypriniformes; Cyprinidae
Gene: ndufa8
Product: NADH:ubiquinone oxidoreductase subunit A8
Exons: 4
Coding region: 126-644 (172 amino acids)
Biological process (GO): mitochondrial electron transport, NADH to ubiquinone
Source: RefSeq, a predicted model, not a curated record